This is a messenger RNA of Labrus mixtus (cuckoo wrasse), 6463 nucleotides long. RefSeq names its product cell adhesion molecule 3 (gene cadm3). The coding region runs from base 365 to 2173 and encodes 602 amino acids. The record is from RefSeq and is a predicted model, not a curated record. Gene Ontology annotation, biological process: homophilic cell-cell adhesion. Gene Ontology annotation, cellular component: presynaptic membrane. NCBI's taxonomy places the organism in Eukaryota, Metazoa, Chordata, Actinopteri, Labriformes, Labridae. The transcript has 12 exons.
ACUGUUUUUUGCUGCAGUGAACGGCAGCCGUAGAGAGCGAGCGAGGGGAGAGAUAAACACAGAGAGUACAGAAGAGAAAGAGAGAGAGGGGAAGAAAAAGGCAAGGAAAAACAAAGAGUCAGCAGACAGAAGAAGGAGAUAUAAAAAAAGAAAAAAGUCGAUAAAAGCCGAUUUGAAGAGGAAGCUCCGGACAAGCGACUGCUGCGCAUCAAAGGAGGGACCUUAUUGGGGACCUUAUUGGAGACCAGCGCCAGUAAAAACCGGACUCCGGAGGCGGAAUAUCACGGUGACACUCCAGAGCUCCUCUGCCCCCCCCCCCCCCUCCUGAGGAUUCAGCGAGACAGGCGGAUCUGCGCGCCCGACCAUGGCCUUCCCAUCAGCCCCCUCCGCAUUAUGGAGUGUCAGCUUAUUGACAGUACUAUUCGCGGCUGCGGUUCACAGCAACAAUGUCUACGAAGAGGACCCUUUGCAGCCAGUGACCUCAGAUGAAACGGUGUCUGUGGGGGGCACGGUGACACUGACCUGCCACGUGCCUGAGAGCGACAACUCCUCGCUGCAGUGGUCCAACACUGCGCAACAGACCCUGUACUUUGGAGAGAAGAGAGCGCUUCGAGAUAACCGCAUCCAGCUGCACCGCUCGACAUCCACCGAGCUCUCCAUCACCAUCGGGGACGUGCAGCUGUCCGACGAGGGCGAGUACACCUGCUCCAUCUUCACCAUGCCGGUCCGCACCGCCCGAGCCACCGUCACCGUGCUGGGUGUGCCCGGUAAACCUCAGAUCUCAGGCUUUGAGAAUGCGGUGCCCGAGGGGGGCAAAGUCACCCUGACCUGCACCAGCACGGGCAGCAAACCCCCCGCCAGGCUGCGCUGGUUCCGAGGAACCCUGGAGCUGGAAGGACGUCCAGACGUGGUGGAGUCCGUUCCAGAUGAUCCCACAUACAACGUGAGCAGCGAGCUCGACCUGGAGGUGAGUCGCAGCGACGACAACGCCCUCAUCACCUGCGCCGUCAACCAUCCCUCCCUGGCCCUGGGGGACAAGAGGAGCGAGCAGGCCCUGCGGGUGCUGUAUCGUCCUAACGUGCAGAUUUCGCCUGGGAGCGAUCUACCCAGAGAGGGAGAGAAGUUUCAUCUUGAGUGUAAGGGGAACGGCAAUCCCGAGCCCUCCUCCUACGUGUGGGAGAAGAAGGAUGGAGAGCUCCCUCCACUGGCCAAGGCCGACGGUGCUUUGUUGCGCUUCGAGAUGCUCAACAAAACAGAUGAUGGCGUCUACCUCUGCAACGCUGACAACGGCAUCGGCAGCGGCCUGGGGGAGUACACACUCCACGUGCAAGAUCCUAUGGACCUAGACUCCCUGGAAACCACCUCCCCUUCCUUUGGCUCUCCAACUGAUACAUCUUUACCGCCUACUUCCCCCUCCUCUUCCCCCACCUUCCUCCCAUCCUCCUCUCCCCCUGAUAUCUUGUCUGGCUCCGGCUCUGAUCCCACCUUCACCUCGUCUUCACCACCUGACCUCACCUCCACCUCCUCCCCUGACACCUCCCCCGAGUCCUCCCCUUCCCCUUCCCCUUCCCUUUCUACUUCCCUUUCCCUUUCUUCUUCCCUUUCCCCUUCCCCCUCUCCUUCUCCAACCACUUCUCCUUCUUCUCCCUCCCCUUCCUCCAUCCCAACCACGUCUGAUGAGUUGACAACCAUCCCCGAAAUCUCCACCACACCCACCACCGCCACCCCCCUCUCCAACGUCCUCUUCCCCGACCUUACAUUCUCCCCCGACUCCACCUCGACCUCUUCUUCUCCUACUUCCUCCGCAAGCACCACUCCCUCUGCUGCAACUCGCUCCGACUCCCCCCUCGCCUCCUCCCUUACUCCCUCAGUUUCCGUCCAGCUGAAUGGAGGUAACACUAUCACAGAUGCUGCAGACAACAUGCCAGACCCCACGGCCAUGUCGACAACUUCGGGCGUGGACCACGCGGUGAUCGGAGGGGUGGUGGCUGUGAUCGUCUUCAUCCUGCUCUGCCUCCUCAUCGUCCUCGGCAGAUACCUCAUCAGACACAAAGGAACGUAUCUGACCCACGAGGCCAAGGGCUCGGACGAUGCUCCCGAUGCGGACACGGCCAUAAUCAACGCGGAAGGAGGCCAUUCUGGAGCAGAGGACAAGAAGGAGUACUUCAUUUAGACGGAGGGGAGAAAAAAAAAAGGAGGAGGGGAAAGAUGGAGGACGUGGAGGAGAGGAGAGGAGAAGAGAGGGGGAAGGAGCGAAGGGAAAUAAGAAAAAAACCUCCAUUUGUUUUCACGACGCUUCAGUUCUUCACUCGGUUGGAGGGUUGAGGGGAGGGGAGGGCAGGGGGAGGGAAAGAACUGUGGGCACGAUCGAGCGACGAGUCGAGCUUCAACUGGUACUACCCUCUUUGCAUUGAUACAGGGAAGUGAGAUUUGCACUGACAUACGGACGAACUGAAGUCACACACUCCAACACACACACACACACACACACAAGUCAUUUGUGGGAGGGGGGGGGGGGGUGAUAUCUUCUCCCACAGACUUGAACAAACACGAGCCUCCUACUAACAUGUCUGAAUGAAUCAUCAACACAUUUUUACACGAGCAUCACGUCCCAUUUCUAACUUGUCAGCGCCUCGGAAAAAAAAAAAGAAAAGCAAAAAUUGUAACUCACAUUCCGGUUUCCUGAGCUGAUAUUUCACUUGUCACGCCUCCUCCUCAACAUUUAAACCUUAAACCAGCUCUGUCUUUCCACAUGUACCCAUUCCCCUCCAUCUAACAAGGCAGUAUCCCUCUGUAAACAUCCCCGUGGUAGAGAAAUCCAUCCAAAGCAUAUUAUGACUGACAAACGUAAUCUCCCUCCCUCUCGCCGUUUAAUCUUUUUAUACCAUCAAACCUCUUUUCCUCCGAGUCCUCGCAGACCCCCAACCCCCCCUCCCCCCCGAUACGACGCCGUCGAAUUUCCCACAGCGCAGCAACCCAUACAACAUGCAACAACACAAAUAGCAUUCCCGCCUUGUGCUACCAAGCUGAGGGGCUCCAGUAUACAUAUAUAAAUAUAUAUAUAUAGAAUUAUAUAGCAUUCUUUUUACUUGACAGAAAAUGUUUGGUGUGCUGUAAAUACACAAUCUCUCUCUUUCUGUCUCUCCUUCUCUUCUCUCUCUCGCUCUCUCUCUCUCUCUCUCUCUCACACAGUCUGUUACUGCAGUACAGUAACUUAUAUACUCGAAAAAAAAAGAAAAAAAAAAAGAGAAGCCUGCCUGUUUUUAUUACAUGCGUGGAAAUGCAGAGUCGAAACUAUCAAUAUCUGGGGGAGAAAAAAUAUGAAAAUACCGACGAUGAACUAACCUUAACCGCAAAUAAUUUGUAUGAGGAACGUUCUUGUUUUGUUGAUUUCUUUCUUCAUUUGGGGACUUAACGAGAGAUUUUUUUUCUCUCUCCUCGGUGUCUCAGUGUGUUACCGUUCCAGUGUUAACAGUUUACAGUGUCCGUCUCUUUGUCAGUCUAGGAGUCCAUCAAUCUGAUUUAUAACUUGAAUUUUCAGUUUUUCGAAAUACACGUUUGGUUUAUUUCGUAAUCCUUUUUUUUUUUUUUUUGCGCAACCUUCAGUGCCGACCAUUUUUCAUCCAACCAUGUCUGCUCCCCAAACACUAAACUGUAGCAAAACCUCGUUCGAACAUUGUUUCAAAAAGGGUGUCAAAAGUGUUUGUCGGAGUCUUAAGCCACUGGGGGGGGGGGGGGCCAACAAUGCCGAACAUUGACUCGGCUGUUUUUUUUUUUCUCCCCGCAGCAGACUUGUCUGUCUUUGGCGAGGCCACCUGGCGCUAGUUCAUCAAGCAGUGACAUCAUGGCUUCCUCUAUAAAGCGCUGGCACGGUCCACUGCUCCGGGGAGGUGAUAAUGCAAACUUUGCUUUCAACAGCAGCGCCAAACCGGAACGCCUACUUGCAUUACGACAAAACGUCCUAGCAAAAAAAUAUUUAAAAAGAAUUCCUUUCUGUAUUUGUUUCUUUCACAGUGAGCAGGGGAUCAUUCUCCAGCUUAACAAAAAGGUUCCCAUAAAGAAAGGGCGUUUUAUUGAGGGUGGGAGUUAACUUUGGCACUGGUGAGCUCCACUUGGCCCGGUCAUGGAAAUUGAUUGCAAUCUAACUAAGAGGCUCUGGGCUCCAGACUGUUCACAUGCCAACGUUUGGCUUGGUGGGCAUGGAGCCGAGCCGGAGUCUGGCUGCACUAACACUGAACAAAGUCGUUUAGGAACUUAAACGUCCUUUUUUUUUUUCUCCUCCUCCUCCCUCCCUCCUCUGCUUCACUCGUCCACUUCUUCUCAUUCUUUAAUCAAUCAUCCUGUCUGCGUCCUGAUCCACCUUCACCCUGCCUCUCCCCUCCUCAUCACUCCGUCUUCCCUCCUCUCUCUCUCUCUCCAUCUCUGAUCGAUGUCUGAUUCUCAUGCUGGUCUCGCUCUCAAUCAGGAGUCCACGUAAACAUACAGUAGAAGUAGAGCCUGUAGGUUUGUUUGCGCGUGCUAACGGCUCUCUGCGACACUUUUUCCAAGUGUUCAUAGGAGAGGAAUCCAUUUGCUGUUGUCCGUCGACCCGUAGACAGUUAAGUCUGUGAUAGUUUUUGUACAACCUUUUAUUUUUAUUUUUGGGGAAUGUUCAGGGAUUGUGCUUUUCUGUACCUUUCCCUGCAUUGUUGCUAACCUAGCUAGCUAGCUGCUUGGAAGUCAAGCAGCCUGGUUAGUGUGUCUAUAAGCUAGCUAAACUUCUAAAGGGUAAUGUGACCUGAAGCAAGGGUCGGCUGUUUUUGAUCCUUUUUAUUUACUUUGGAGGAAUGUGGGUUGGCUGUGUAAGCCGACGCUGCUGUAAACUUGGCUACAAAACAGUGUUUUGAAUUCCGCCGGAGGCUAUUUGGACGUGAACUCGACAGCUUUAAACAAACUUGAGAUGAAUAGUUGGAAGAAAUUAGAGCAGCGCUUACCCUGUUGUUUAGCGCUGCGACAGCUUUAACGGCGUUCAUGUCUGCAGACCAGAGGACGGGCUUCGUCUCAGAGGGGUGACUCGUCCCCCUUCGAAGAGAAAUCUUUGAUUUGUAUUUAACCCCGGUCUAAUCCUGCGAAUGGAGAAAAAGGAAAAACCUGCCUCAUACUCAACAAAGUGUAGUGUCUUUUUCAAAACUAAUGGACCUGUAUUUGCCUGUAACUUAUCGUCCUGUCCUUCGUCUUAGUUAAUGUGCUAGCAUGUAGCUUGCAUGAGAAACGGUUGGAAAUGUAGAUAGUGUCGGAGAAGAUGAGAAGUGCCGACGAGCGCCCUCUCCCGAGACGAGAGUGGCGGCCGGGCCCCGGCUGACCUCCCUGCUGUUCUCUGAUCUGCAGACAUCGGGCCGUGACCCAGUUAGACCCACGAGUACAACCCCUCAAAGCUACGGUGCUUGGACUAACACGAUGAAAAGUGGCGAAGAAGUAGGACUCCUUCUGCUUUUUUUUUUCCUCCCAGCCACUGCUAUAUUAAAGCUAAGUCGGGGUAAAGUGGCGUUAAAUUGGGACAUGCAGUCAGCCUAAUUCAUAUUUCAUUGCAUCAGUGCGGUAUUGACGAGCUGUCACCACAUUCUAGCAAACAGCGGAGUGUUUUUUUUCUUCUCUCCCUUAAUUCAGUCAGUCCGAGCUGUCCUGCCCCAACACUUAACCUUCACCGCCAUCUCUUCAGGCAGUCGCACACCACCUGCCACUCAUCUCUCCUUUUUCUAGUAAACAAAUUGAUUUUUAAAUUAUGGUUUUUAAGAGGUGUGCAUCGUCUUUUUUCGUUCAGUUCAUAAUUAUGUUUUUUUUUUCUCUUUUCUUUUAAAAAAACAAAAAUUGAUUUCCCAAAACUUGAAGUUAGUACUUUUAUUUCGGCGUAUUUGAUUGUUUCAGCAACCACUUUGAUAUAAUUUCAUGUAUAUACUGUAGUGUUGCCUUUACUCUUUCAAGCGCACCCGUACACACUUUGCACACACACACUUUGGGUACAUACACAUCCACACACAUAUCUGGAUAUGCACGCAGGCAUGAUGUCUGUGACUAUGGUGUAUUUGUUCAUAUGUGUGUGUAUGUGUGUUUGUGUAUGAGUGUGAGGUGUGUAUUAAUUGACCCAAACAGACUCCGGAGACACUCUUUGUGUGUGUUGCGUUCACAAGAAAAACUCCUUUUUUAUUUCGACGACUAAAACCACGUGUCUGUUUUUAGGAAUUAUUAUUUUGGAUGAAAAGUCUUCCUUUUGAAUAAAUAUCCAUAUCAUAUGAGAACAGUGCUGUCAUGUAUGUCAAUUUGUACUAUGGCUGAUGAUGUCAUCAAGACGAGUCCUGACCGCAUGCUGUGGUGGGUUUGCGUCUGUUGACUGGUAUGUUCAUACAGAAUUUGUUUGAUUUUAUUUUUGUGUUCAAAUACCAGUUCAGUUGUUGACUUCAAUAAACAUGCAUUUGGGUUAAUUUCA